Molecule: messenger RNA, 1619 nt
Organism: Tauraco erythrolophus (red-crested turaco)
Lineage: Eukaryota; Metazoa; Chordata; Aves; Musophagiformes; Musophagidae
Source: RefSeq, a predicted model, not a curated record
UACAGGUCUCCAAGUUAGCUGAUGUCAUGGUCAGACAUGGUGUGAAGAAAGGAGAUCGUGUGGUCAUCUACAUGCCCAUGAUUCCACAGACAGUGUACUGUAUGCUGGCUUGUGCAAGAAUAGGAGCCAUCCACAGCCUGAUUUUUGGUGGAUUUGCGUCUAAAGAGCUUUCUGUUCGCAUUGAUCAUGCAAAGCCCAAACUUAUUGUAACAGCAAGUUUUGGAGUAGAACCGAAAAGGAAAGUGGAAUACAUAUCCCUCCUAGAAGGAGCACUGGCAAGGGUACAGAGCAAACCUGAUAAAGUUCUCAUUUACAUGCGACCUAAUUUGGGCCAUGUUCCUCUUGCCUCAGGUCGGGAUCUUGAUUGGGAAGAAGAGCUUGCAAAAGCACAGUGUUAUAAAUGUGUCUCUGUUCCCUCAGAUCAUCCACUUUAUAUUCUAUAUACAUCUGGAACAACAGGCUUGCCCAAGGGUGUUGUCAGACCAACAGGUGGCUAUGCAGUUAUGCUGAACUGGACGAUGUCGGCUGUAUAUGGACUCAAACCUGGUGAGGUGUGGUGGGCAGCUUCUGAUUUAGGCUGGGUUGUUGGUCAUUCCUACAUUUGCUAUGGGCCUCUCCUUCAUGGGAAUACUACAGUUUUAUAUGAGGGGAAGCCUGUGGGAACGCCAGAUGCUGGUGCCUAUUUCCGUGUGCUAGCAGAGCAUGAAGUAGCUGCCUUCUUUACUUCACCAACUGCAAUUAGAGCAAUCCGUCAGCAGGACCCUGAGGCAGCCUUGGGAAAGCAGUACUCUCUGAAAAGGUUCAGAACAUUAUUCGUAGCUGGUGAGCACUGUGAUGUGGACACGCUAGAAUGGUCAAAGAAAAUCUUCAAGGUACCUGUACUGGACCACUGGUGGCAAACUGAAUCUGGUUCUGCAAUUACUGCUUCCUGUAUUGGUUUGGGAAACUCUACAACACCUCCACCCGGACAGGCAGGAAAACCAGUGCCAGGAUACAAUGUGAUGAUUCUGGAUGAAAAUAAGGAACCCGUGAAAGCGAAGACUUUAGGAAAUAUUGUGGUAAAGUUGCCUUUGCCUCCUGGAGCAUUCUCAGGUCUUUGGGAAAAUCAGGAAAUGUUCCAGAAGUUAUAUUUCCAAAAAUUUCCAGGAUAUUAUGAUACUAUGGAUGCAGGUUAUAUGGAUGAAGAUGGCUAUUUAUAUGUCCUGUCUCGAGCUGAUGAUGUGAUCAAUGUCGCUGGACACAGAAUUUCAGCAGGCGCGAUUGAAGAGUGUGUUCUCUUCCAUCACGCUGUGGCAGACUGUGCUGUUGUGGGCCAGGAGGAUCCGUUAAAAGGACACGUUCCGUUUGCGCUGUGUGUACUGAGAGAAGGUGUAAAGACAGAAGAGGAGGAGAUUUUGGAAGAGAUUGUUGAGCGAGUUAGAACAAGCAUUGGUCCAGUAGCAGCUUUCCAGAAGGGAGUGUUUGUGAAACAGCUCCCAAAAACACGCUCUGGCAAGAUACCACGUUCAGCUCUUUCUGCACUUGUCAGUGGAAAGCCAUAUAAGAUAACACCGACCAUUGAAGAUGCUACUGUGUUUAAACACAUUGAAGAAGUGUUAAAGAAAAAUAAAAUGGGAUAA